AUGAAUUGCUAUUCGCUGGUUCAGUGUACUGGUUACUCAAUUCAUGUUAUGUUCAACGAACAGCUAAAAGAACAGCAUUUUGAACAUUCCAGUCAGGAAAAUAAUAUAUACGAAUUCUUCAAAGUUCUCGAUGGAAAAUAUUUUGUGAUGCCAAAAACUUUCUGUCGCAUGUUCAGUAUGGUAAAAGAUGACUUGUUCGCCUUAUCACUUCUACGACGAAGAGACGAGAGUCGAAAACAAGUCAGUUGGUUGUAA
This is a messenger RNA of Clunio marinus, 255 nucleotides long. The record is from the annotation of a GenBank genome assembly. NCBI's taxonomy places the organism in Eukaryota, Metazoa, Arthropoda, Insecta, Diptera, Chironomidae.